Dunckerocampus dactyliophorus (ringed pipefish) is the source of this 2554-nucleotide messenger RNA. RefSeq names its product pannexin-1-like. The transcript is spliced from 8 exons. Gene Ontology annotation, biological process: monoatomic cation transport; positive regulation of interleukin-1 production. The coding region runs from base 723 to 2027 and encodes 434 amino acids. The record is from RefSeq and is a predicted model, not a curated record. NCBI's taxonomy places the organism in Eukaryota, Metazoa, Chordata, Actinopteri, Syngnathiformes, Syngnathidae. Gene Ontology annotation, molecular function: channel activity.
GCAACUUCACUAGGCUCAACUUGAAUUUAUCGCGAUAGAACAGCAGCAGCAGUUCAAAAUGGUUUUGGAUUAAGCAAAUUUACACUACGAAGCAGAUAUAGGAGGCUGCAUGCAAAUUGCUUUACGGAUGAGGUUUUACUACACUAAAAGUAGGUGCUACUACGUCAUCUGCUAGGACGCAAAGUAUCUAGUAUUAUUGGGUGUAAAUUGGAAGCGUUAUUAAGCUUACUUGUUUUGCGUUGGUGUUGUCGGUAUAAUAGCGCCUUCUCUACUUUAGUGCCCCGACUGGGCUGAUUUACCAGCCACAGCUUUGAUUAAAAAUAUCAAAGAACAGAUCUUAACUUUUUGACUUCGAUAACAGGUGUUUGUAGAGCAUAAUAAAUACAUUAACAAAAUCCAACUACUCUGGUAAAAACAAUAUAGUCGAGAACCUCUGCCGAUUUACCCCCAACUGACUUGAAGGCAACAUUUUGAGAAAUCCGAGCCGACAUGCGCUCCUUGGAGGCAUCAGCGCAAAGAAUGCCGGAAGUGGUUUUGUCGCGACAGGAAGUUGAUUCUUUAUGAAAGUUGUCUUUUGUUCCACCAGUUGAAUGCCUCUUCUGCCACGUGAUUUAACUUAAAACGCAUCGAGACACCCUAAUUGCUUCCAAACCUGCUCCAAUUCAGUCAUGUCAAGGUAGAAAACGGCUUGUAAAGAACCAAGGUGAACUUAGAGCGGCAACAUGGCCAUCGCCCACGCAGCCACCGAGUACGUGUUCAGCGACUUUCUGCUGAAGGACCCCAACCAGGCUCGAUAUCGCAGUGUCCGCACCGAGCUGGCGGUGGACAAGAUGGUGACGUGCGUGGCGGUGGGCCUCCCCCUCCUCCUCAUCUCACUGGCCUUUGCUCAGGAAGUCUCCGUCGGCACUCAGAUCAGCUGCUUUGCUCCCACCAACUUCUCCUGGCGACAGGCAGCGUACGUCGACUCGUACUGCUGGGCCUCCGUGCACACGCACACGCUUCCCCUGUGGCUGCACAAGUUCUUCCCGUACAUCCUUCUGCUGGUGGCAAUGCUGACGUACACGCCGGCCUUGUUCUGGAGAUUUUCUUCAGCGCCGCUCCUGCAGUCGGAUCUGGGCUUCAUCAUGGAGGAGUUGGACCGCUGUUACAAUCGCGCAGUCACCCUGGCGAAGCGGAUGACCACCUCGGGAGUGCAGAGUACAGACAGUGACCCCACUGAGGGCUGCUUCAACUACCCGCUGGUGGAGAAGUUCCUGAUGACCAAGCGGUGCUCGCGGGUGCUGCUGCUUCGUUACCUGCUGUGCCGCAUCCUGACGCUGGUCACGCUGCUGUGCGCCUGCCUCUACCUGGCCUACUACCUCCGCCUGGCGUCUCUCACCGACGACUUUGGCUGCACGCUGAGAGUGGGCCUGCUUGCCAACGACUCUGCUGUCCCCGACAAGGUGCAGUGUAAGCUCAUCGCUGUGGGAGUCUUCACGCUACUCAGCCUCGUCAACUUGAUUGUCUUUGCCGCGCUGAUCCCCGUGGUGUUCUACGCCAGCCUCCGCCCCCUCCUCUGUCAUGGGUAUGCACACUUCCUGGAAACCUACCAAUCACUGCCCACAGUGAGCGUCCUGCCCAACCCCAGCGGCCAGUGGGACGACCUUUCUCUGUAUGUGCUCUUCCUGGAGGAGAACAUUAGUGAGCUCAAGUCCUACAAGUACAUGAAGGUGCUGGAGCUGCUGAAGAAAGGAGGGGAAUGCUUUGGGGAGGACUUUGACGCCAUGGGUUUGCUGCAGACGCUCUGUCUGGUCAAGAUGGACUCCGUCGAUAAUAGAAAAGCCCCCGAAGCCAUGGCCAAACCCGAUCAGCUUGUCAUGGAUGCAGAAGAGUUGUCCAAGAACAACUUUACGAGCCCCAGCUCAGGCGCUGACAGCAGGAUGGAAACUGAAAUGAAAGAGUUCACUCCCCUGCUGCCAGGCAAUGGCGACGUGACGGGCAGCAAAACAAACAGCGAGGGCGGGGCUCUGCGGCAGCGAGCUAUGUGAUAGGGCGCUGGUGUCUUAGAGGAAGUGGAGUCCACUGUACAUCUGCGUGCACCAGAUGCAGACGUCUGUCAUCAGCUAAUUUGCAUGUUUCUGUACAUUGUUUCUGUGAGUGUGUGUGUGUGUGUGUUGAAGUCAAUGUAGUGUUUACAUUAGGAAAUACCACUGCCCUCCUUCCACUAAGACCCCAAAACUGUGAUCAUGUGACUACUUCUACCAUCCACAACCAUUAAUGAUCACAGUGAUGGUCAUAUCAAAGGUGACAUGAUGUAUUUACAAUAUUUGUGCUCUUUUUGACUUUAUGAGAUUAUUAAGCACCUUUCUAGACAACAUCCAAGAUGUGUCUCAUUAUAAUAAUAUUUUUACCCUGGGAACGUACUGGAAGUUUGUUUUCGUUGUGUGCAACCAACAGUAAUAAUUCACAAUGACUGUACGGGAUCGAUGACACAGACUCAUUGAUGUGAAUGUUUGAAUAAUACUGGAAUGAAACAUGUCAUGAUGCUCUAAAACUAGUAGUGGCAUCUUAUCAA